This is a messenger RNA of Mercenaria mercenaria, 2477 nucleotides long. RefSeq lists its product as uncharacterized. The transcript has 2 exons. Bases 1135 to 1866 code for a protein of 243 amino acids. NCBI's taxonomy places the organism in Eukaryota, Metazoa, Mollusca, Bivalvia, Venerida, Veneridae. The record is from RefSeq and is a predicted model, not a curated record.
CUGUGUAGGAAAAUACUACAGCGUAAUAUUGAACAGCAUCAAGUAAAUGCUAGAGGUAGCUGCAUAUCAAUAAAUCAAAACGAAAAAAUAAAUGCUAGAUAGGGCAUCUUCUGUUAUAUCAACGUAGACCAGACAUAUGAGAAAACGUUAGAGAAAAUGCCAAGGAACAACUUGUAGUAUGGAUUAAUAAAAAAACAAAUAGCUAAACAUCAAAUUCAUAUGAACCGACAGACAGUUUGUGUAAAUACCAGCCGCUGUCACUAUGUGGUUGUUACCAAGUGAUGCGUUUUGUUUGCUAGUUCUCUUAAUUUAAAAGUUGUUAUACAGAGUAUGUUGGAUUGUUUAAUUUCGCUGAAAAUAUAAGAUUGAAGUACAGAAUGGAUAUAUAUCUUGAGUCAUGCUGCCGUCUAUAUGAUUGUAACUAAAUGAUGUAUGAUUUUUUUUUAUUUUGCUAAUUCUCUUAAUUUAAAAGUGAUUAUACAGACUAUACUGGAUUUGUUAAAAUAUAACACUGAAGUACAGGAUGGAUUUCUGUAGAAAUGAAGGUUGAGUCUGAAGCGAAAUGGAAUAGAAAGUGAUUAUUUAAGCAGCGGAAGUACAAGAAACAUGAUAUCAUGAAUAUAAUAGUGCAAUAUUUCAUGCAACGGAAUAUUCCUUAAUUGGUUAAACUUUCAGAUGACUAAUGAAACUAUAAAAUAGCAAGUACCUAAUAUGGAAUAAUGAAUUAACUGUUUCCGCUAAGACUAUGAUAAAUUGUUACAAAACGAAGAGAACGUAUUAUAUGAUGGAGCACCGGCUGCAGUAUAAACUCUAUAAAUGUGGUCUUAUAAAAUGAAAAGGAUACACUCAUUACUUCUCCUGAUACACGUCUAAGAUAAAAUUUCACGUAGUUUUAAUUAAUCUAUGAAAACCAUAUUUUGGUGGUGCCUUUAUAUUUGAAUGAUUUAGUUGAUAACUCUAAUCUAAUCUAGGAAAAUGAAAAUUGAGGUGGAAAAAGUGCUCAUCCAUAAUCACAAGAAGAUUAAUUAGACUGGUUUACAGAACACGAUUAUAAAAGUUUACUCCAAUGUGAAGGAUAAUUUAGAAUGUAAAGUAAUACACUUAAGUAAACGUGUUAGUAGAUAAAAUGCUAAAAUGCCAGCUCUUGAUGGAUUAGCGGGAAUCGUAUUCGGUGCAAUUUUUGGAUCAGUGUUUGUGAUCACGUGUAUAAUUUCUGCAAUUAAAGCAGUCAGGGACAGAUCACGUAUAAAGAAACGAAGGGCAAUUCGGAAAGAAAAUCAUCUCGGAAACGGAUAUGUGGAUGGUGAAAAGGACUACAUUAUUGAAGAAAUUCUGCCAGAAGUUUCAUGCUCUUCUCUGGAAAAUAAAAGUUCAUGUUAUGAUAAUUUGUCUAAUGGAACGUCUCGUCAUGAAGAUAUUAAAGAGCGAAUUGAUCUGUCAGUGUAUACUAUCAACACAGGAGUUGAAAACCUGACUUUUCAACAUAGUGACACUAACAUAAAAUGCACAGACGAGCAUUAUUAUUUACCACAACAAAACUCAAAAGCAGUGACUGAAAGUAGGCCUUUCUGUCAAAGUAUGAUACCCAAGAGUGUUAAAUCACACGAUGCAAAUUAUCGCCGGAAAAGAAAACUCGAUCACCUUUCGUCAGAUUGUCUUGCUAUUAAGAAAAGUAUGCGCAGACAUUCUUAUGAAAUAGCUGUCUGUGAAAAUUCAUGGUUGCCAAAAGAGCCUCCUUGCUUUGCGCCAUCAACAACGAUACAAAACGCAUUUAGUUAUGGCGUAAAUGUGAAAAAUGACGCAAAGUCGCCCCAAAUUGAUUUUGAGAACAUAUCAUUUGAUAAAAAUGAUUAUAAAAAGACGUAACAGACGUAAAAUAGAUAUGGCGUUUCAAUGCAAUUGGUUAUAUGUAUACGCAUUGAAAGUCUAAAUCCUUCGAAAUGUGUGUGUUUGCUUACACCACGUUGAUGACAGAAUAAUUUCACGGACAGUGCAUGAAAGGAUGAAGAUAUUUGAAAUUUAUGCAACUCUCAUGCAUUUUACACUGUGCUGUCACUGCUAAAAUACACUAGGUAUAUCUUUGCUGCUUUUACAUAACUUGUGCGGAGUUGUUGAUUUAAUCAAGGGAUUAUUAAUAAGAACAGCGUCACACUCCGAUAUGGUAAGUACGAUGUUGGGCGUGGUAAUGCUGCAUCUUUGUUCUGAUUUUGAAGAGCAUGAAAAGCCGAACGUGUUUUUGCAGUUUUUGCGAUCUGCAGGUUGACAACGAAAUGCUUUUUAAAUCUGUCGUCAUUCACAUGAUCCUUUAAUGUCUAUAAUUUGAAAAAUCUACUACGUAUUGUGAAUCAUAUUUAUCUAGAACAUUUUGUUGGUAUUAUUUGUUGCUAUAAUUCCAGUUUACCAAACUGGUUUAAAUUAGAAACAUCUAAUGACCAGGAUUUUGACGUCGAAAUGCCAAAAUAAAAGUUUUAAUGACA